Letharia columbiana is the source of this 1179-nucleotide messenger RNA. RefSeq lists its product as uncharacterized. Bases 1 to 1179 code for a protein of 392 amino acids. The record is from RefSeq and is a predicted model, not a curated record. Lineage: Eukaryota; Fungi; Ascomycota; Lecanoromycetes; Lecanorales; Parmeliaceae. The transcript has 7 exons.
AUGGAUAUCGGUCAAAUUUGUCAUUUGACUCCAUCCUGCCGGCUCCGCCAUCAGGGUGGUGAUCGUAAUCGAGCGACUGAGCUCAACGCUGUUGCUUGGACCUGGUUCAGCCUCUCCACCGUCUUCGUUGCCGCCAGGGUGUAUAGUCGUCUCAAACUUACUCGAAACUUCUGGUACGAUGAUCACUUCAUCGUGCUGUCAUGGGCUCUUACACUUGCAUACUCCAUAUUGUACACAGUCCUAGGACAGCUUGGAGGCUGCAGGCAUUUGUACUACUUACAAAUGAACCCAGCGCAAGCGAUCAAGGCCUCUCGAAUCAACUGGAUAACACAACCGGUCACCAUUUACGCUCUGGCGACUGGGAAGAUAUCCGUAGCCUUCCUGAUAAUGCGAAUUAUGGGAAAAAGUAAAUGGCGCAAAGCUUUCCUUAUCUACGGAGCAAUGAUAGGGAGCUUUCUCUUCUGCACAAUUGCCAUCAUCCUUACCUUCGCGCAAUGUCGGCCUGUAACAGCUUUGUGGAAUCCUGAGCUUUCUUUAAUGGGGAAGGCAACGUGUUGGCCACCUCAGAGACAGUCAGACUUUUCGCUGUUCACCGGCAGUUAUCUGGCGUUCAUCGACAUCGCUCUUGCGCUUCUGCCCAUCACCAUCAUGUGGAAUUUGCAGAUGACUCUCAAGAAAAAAAUCGGUAUCUGUUCUGUCAUGGGACUCGGUAUAUUUGCCUGCAUAUGUGCUUGUAUUAAAACAUCCAAGCUGCCAGAACUGAAUGCGCGCUCAGACAUCACUUAUAUCACCGUCACGCUCUGGAUAUGGAAUGCAAACGAGUCCAACGUCGUGAUAGUUGCAGCCUGCAUACCCACCCUCAGGCCUCUCUUCUUAAUCAUCUUCAAGCGCCCCGGUUGGGACAAUUACCGGCAUCGCAAAUCCUACGACCCUAGCUCUGGCAGCCGCGACAGACGGAACCGAGUUGGACGCAUCUCCGCCCCAAUCAGCGACUCGACGACUGCAAUCGGCUACGGUGAGACCGAGGGAAGCUGGAUAGAGUUGGGUCCGGCUCAGCAUAGCUAUCAUGAAGAUGGUGAUAUACGACAGACGCUGGAAUUUGACGUCACGUCACAUAAGAAAACGAGGGCUCUGGAGGAAGAAGAUAUCUUUUCAAUGGCUGGAGGGAACGCACUGUAG